Marchantia polymorpha subsp. ruderalis is the source of this 2828-nucleotide messenger RNA. NCBI's taxonomy places the organism in Eukaryota, Viridiplantae, Streptophyta, Marchantiopsida, Marchantiales, Marchantiaceae. The record is from the annotation of a GenBank genome assembly.
GAGAGGGAGCAUCCACCACUGCUCUCUACUACUCAGCCCCGCCCUCCUCCCUCUCUCUCUCACACCUUCUUCUGCGAGGUCGAGCGAGCGAGUCGGCCCAUAGAAAGUCGUCAGUCGUCCAUCCGGUGGGGCAUUACUUCUACAUCAGUCGUCUUGUAGCCUCUUCCCUCCAUUCGGCCCCAGUCCCGCUCGCUCGCUCGCGCCCUCCCCCCAGAGCUCGACAGACAAGAGGAGCUCCUCACCGCCCCUCAUUGUUCACGAGAGCUCUGCCUGCGAGCGAGAGCGAGAGUUGCCGAGCGCGAGAGACCGAGCGAGAGCGAGAGCGAGGCGAGCGCGUCCGAAGGAGCGUGGUGGUCGCAGCAGCAGCAGCCAGGAACCAUGAGGGAAAUCUUGCACAUCCAGGGAGGACAAUGCGGAAACCAGAUCGGAGCUAAGUUCUGGGAAGUGAUCUGUGACGAGCACGGCAUUAACCCUUCGGGAGAGUACCGCGGAGACUCGGAUCUGCAGCUCGAGAGGAUCAAUGUCUACUACCACGAGGCCAGCGGCGGUCGCUACGUCCCCCGCGCCGUGCUCAUGGAUCUGGAACCCGGAACCAUGGACAGUGUCCGAUCUGGUCCCUUCGGCCCGAUCUUCCGUCCUGAUAACUUCGUCUUCGGUCAGUCCGGAGCGGGAAAUAACUGGGCCAAGGGUCACUACACCGAAGGUGCCGAGCUCAUCGACUCCGUUCUGGACGUGGUGCGCAAAGAGGCCGAGAGCUGCGACUGCCUGCAGGGUUUCCAAGUGUGCCACUCUCUCGGUGGUGGAACUGGAUCUGGAAUGGGAACUCUGCUCAUUUCCAAGAUCCGCGAGGAAUACCCCGACAGGAUGAUGCUUACGUUCUCCGUCUUCCCCUCGCCCAAGGUGUCCGACACCGUCGUCGAGCCCUACAAUGCGACUCUGUCCGUCCACCAGCUUGUUGAGAAUGCCGACGAGUGCAUGGUGCUGGAUAACGAGGCCCUGUACGACAUUUGCUUCAGGACUCUGAAGCUGACGACCCCCACUUUCGGUGACUUGAACCACUUGAUCUCGGCCACCAUGAGCGGAGUCACUUGCUGCCUGCGUUUCCCUGGUCAGUUGAAUUCUGAUCUGCGUAAGUUGGCCGUGAACCUCAUCCCCUUCCCCCGUCUUCACUUCUUCAUGGUUGGGUUCGCUCCUCUGACCUCUAGAGGCUCGCAGCAAUACCGUGCCCUCACCGUCCCCGAGCUCACCCAGCAGAUGUGGGAUGCUAAGAACAUGAUGUGCGCUGCUGAUCCGCGCCACGGGCGGUACCUCACUGCCUCGGCUAUGUUCCGUGGUCGCAUGAGCACGAAGGAGGUGGACGAGCAAAUGAUCAACGUGCAAAACAAGAACUCUUCCUACUUCGUUGAAUGGAUCCCUAACAAUGUGAAGUCCUCUGUUUGUGACAUUCCACCUAACGGUUUGAAGAUGGCUUCUACCUUCAUCGGUAAUUCCACCUCCAUCCAAGAGAUGUUCAGGCGUGUCAGCGAGCAGUUCACCGCCAUGUUCAGGAGGAAGGCUUUCUUGCAUUGGUACACCGGAGAGGGCAUGGACGAGAUGGAGUUCACUGAGGCCGAGAGCAACAUGAACGAUCUCGUGUCCGAGUACCAGCAGUACCAAGACGCCAGCGCCGAGGACGAUGGCGAGUUCGAUGACAAUGAGGAAUUAGAAGCUAACUAGAACCAAGGUCGGUGCCGAGUAUGUUCUUUGCUGCUUGCAGAGCGAAUCCAGGGUAGUCGUAGACGGACUAUAGAUCUACUCUUCAUCCGAGUCGUGAACAUUUCACAUAUUUGACGGUUUUCCUUGUGUUGCCUAGAAACGCAGCACCACCAGUAUACGCACCGGUGCUUCAGGAUGUCUAGUACUUUAACUUCAUGAGAUCACGAUUGAUAGUGAUGACAGAUUGUUUUUGUGUUGCAUUUUUUUGGUGUAUUUUCCAAUAAGGUACACAGGGUGGGGCAUUACCCCGUGAAGACAGAUUGUAUAGUAUCUCAUUGAAUCUAUAUGGACGAAUACCCGACCCGCUUUCUAUCAAAAAACAAAAACAAAACCUUUCUGUUCUUGUUUCAUCACAUCGAUCUGCGCUUCCCUUCGUUUCAUGGCUCUGUAGCAUCCCUGGAGCCAGGCCCCAUCUAGACAGUAGUAGUUUUAGGAUCGAAGUAUCAGCUGCUGAGGUUUUCCUACCAAGUACCACGCCAGUACCAGGACUAGUACGUAUAUGCUACUAUGAGACGAAUCACAGAUAGACGCCAGGUGAAGUUGUUUCUACAUCGAUAGUGUAAGAUCUAGCUGACACUACGGUUCUGGUCUUAGAACCUAGAUAGGAACCAUGUCGAGCUUGUUUCAGAGCAGUGGAAGUUUAUCUUAACCUCUUGAAGGAGUUGAAAUCACCAGACUGUGUACGAGCAUUGAAUUGGAAUGGCAGUGAAAUGUGUCGAAGCUCCUUUCGAUGAACAUCUACACUCAUGUAUGUUAUAUAUAUCGCAUUCACAGCUCCUGCUCACAUCCGACCCGCGAUUUAAAUUACUAGGACCGAAAUGCAUCAUGUUCGCUGCUGUCGUGAACACGCAACCUCCCCCGAAUAAUGACACUGUCAGGCGCAUUGAGAAUGGGGCAGGUGAGGCGCGCUGCAGGCUGUGCUCCGCUGUUCACCGUCUGGCUGUAGCCGUUUGGGAAGUCAGCAGCUGUGUGUGUUAGAUAGGAAUUGACAGUCGCACGUGUGUCUUUAGGUUGAAAAUUCGAAAUAAUGAUAGUUGUGUUGUACCUUGCAAGAGAGCGCGUUCCACCCUCGA